Messenger RNA from Colletotrichum gloeosporioides, 903 nucleotides. RefSeq lists its product as uncharacterized. The record is from RefSeq and is a predicted model, not a curated record. Bases 1 to 903 code for a protein of 300 amino acids. The transcript has 2 exons. Lineage: Eukaryota; Fungi; Ascomycota; Sordariomycetes; Glomerellales; Glomerellaceae.
AUGUCACCUCCACUCUCCGUCAGCCAGCACUUCUUCCACUCGGCCGGAGUCCGCUUCAACUACCUCAUCCGCGGCGCCGGCCCCCUCGCAGUCAUCCAAUCCGUCGGCUGGGGUCUCUCCGCAUCUUACCUCUGGAACGGCCUAGGUCCACGCCUCGAGGCCAGCCGCACAGUGUUGUACUUCGAGCCCCGCGGCAAUGGCGACUCCAGCAAAGCAGAUCCAUCGACCAUGAACGCGAGGACCAUGGUCGAGGACCUGGAACACCUACGAUCUCACCUCGUGGGGGUGUUUCGGAAGUUGGGGUGGGGUCUUAUCGGACACUCGCACGGCGGCGCCAUCGCGUUGCGCUAUGCCCAGCGGUACCUGGAAAACGUCUCUAAGCUGCUUCUUAUCGCGCCGCAGGUGAUGGACUGCACUCCGGGCCAUGUUAGAGCCUGGAUGGAGAAGCGAAAGGACGAUGAGGCGUAUGCUCCUUCUGUGAAGAAGCUGAUUGAGAUUGCGAAGGCCGGGGGCCCCAGGAACGAUGAGCACUUCAGGGAGUCUCUGGACACGAUGCUCGUGUGGUGGUUCGCUGAUGUGAAGAAUGCUGACGUUCUGAGACGGGACAUUGCCGGGCCCGUGGCGAGCAAGAACCCCGCGACUGCAUCUGCGUGGCAGACAAACCGUUUUGAUAUGUCUGAGGAGAACACGCUGCCUCAUAUCAAGGAUGCUGGAUUAGUCAAGGCCGAGACGCUGGUUCUUCAAGGGGAAGAGGAUUCGGUUUGUAGUGGAGCGGGAGCGCAGGCUGUUGCCGAUGGUAUCAAACAUUCUGAGAUCAAGGUUCUUGCGGGAGCUGGGCAUUUUCCGUGGAUCGAGGCGCCAGAGGAGUUUUGGAGGGAGACAGAUGCUUUCGUGAAGCUUUAA